Messenger RNA from Plasmodium fragile, 3372 nucleotides. RefSeq lists its product as uncharacterized. Lineage: Eukaryota; Apicomplexa; Aconoidasida; Haemosporida; Plasmodiidae. The transcript has a single exon. The record is from RefSeq and is a predicted model, not a curated record. The coding region runs from base 1 to 3372 and encodes 1123 amino acids.
AUGUUUGCGUAUUUUCUAAAAGGGGUUAACAAAUGCCAGGACAGAGCUGACGUGGUGCAUCUGAGCAAAAAAUUAAUUCAAAAUAUACAUCUGCUCGAUACAAAAGAAAUAUCUCUCUGCUUGAAUAAAUUGUCAAAGGUGCAUUUUCAGGACAAGUCCUUUUGGGAACACGUGUGUAGAAUAAUCACCACUACGGAUGGCAGGGUACUGGGCAAGUUCAAGUGUCUGCGGGCGAGGCAGGGCGGGGGCAUCCUCGACGCAACCACGUCUGCCGCGCGGAGAGACGAAGUAGCACUCCCCCCAGGAAUGCCACAACAAGGGGAUGCACUUAUCACAAAUCGAGUCAACCCAAAUGGAGUUCACCCAAGUGGGGGAACCCGGGGAAGCGGCCCCAAUGGUCAAACGCACAGGAGUGACCUCCACUCUACCGCCAAUCACACCAAAGACAAACUGCUGCACCAUUUUAACAUGGAAGAGCUGUGCCUUGUCCUCAACGCACUGGCCAAGGUCAACGUAAGGAACGAAGAAAUAUUAAAAGUAGCUUCACAAAAAAUAAUUAAAGAAUUUGAAAUGAACCGACAUGUGGUGAACACGAUUAAAGCGAUUGGCAGUUUCAGUGUCUCCACCCCUGGUAGUCAUCAUGGAGGUAGUUGUGACCCCAUGGGGCAAGCGCUCCAAAGCGUGUACCGAAAUUACGAGCACAUGAGUAGGAACCUGACGGAGAGGGACAUCAGCGUGCUCAUUCGGGUAAUGCUCACGAGGGGAAGCCAAACGGGGGAGGGACAGACAAAUGGCAAAAGGACAAGUGGGGCCAUCGCAGCACAGGCCACACAGGGGGAACAAGCCAGCCAAGUAGGACGUAACCAAGUGAACCAAACGGCCAGCGCGCUGUUCGAAAAACUUAUAAGCAGUGUAAAAAAAAUUAACCACAUAAGCGAGCAGAGCAUCGCACUGAUCCUAAACGCAUGUACCAAGUCGUGUGUAAAGAACAAGGCCCUAUUAGAUAUGCUCAAAAUUGUUAUCAUUUUGAAACUUAAGCAGGACAAGAACAAGUGCUCCGACAUUUUCGUGAGCAGCGUAACGCACUCGUAUUCUUCCUUCGCCUACCGAGACAGGGUACUUUACGACACCAUCGCUGAGUAUGUUUGUAACAACAUGGAUGGAAUAAAUGUGAGGGCACUUGUAAUUAUUCUAAACAGCUUUGUAAAUAUUGAAAUUGUUAAUGUGAAAUUGUUUAAUGUUGCUUUGGGGAAACUGGCCAAGAGGGAAGUCAUAAAUGGCUUGUCCAAUCAGUGCACUUCCAACAUCGUCACCAUCGUCACCAAGUCGUAUAAUUACCUUUGCACGGAGAAGACGCGCUUCAUUUUGGAGCUUGUGAAGGGACGCCUGCGCCGCGAGUUCGCCCGGGCCGGGAUGGGCACCACCAAGCCUGAACACGGAAACGCGAACAGGGACGAGGCGAACACAGACGCACCGAUGAGCUUGAAACAGCCCAGGCGAAGCGCCUUCCUCGAGGGCUUCCUCCCUAAACACCUGACCAACCUACUGAACAACCUGAGCAAGCUAAACCACGCGGACGCAAACCUCUUUGCCCUAUUUUCUUAUCUCAUUUUAAAAAAAAAAAACGAAAUUAAUAAGCUAGACUUCCUUAACAUCACCAGUGCAUACGCACGCUUCGGUUACGUCGACCACGAGAUUUACAAGCUGAUCCAAUUGCAUGCACAGAAAUAUUUGUUAGACAAAAAUUUGAAAUAUAUGGAGUUCAUUAAUAUGUUUACCAGCAUGGCUACAUUCUCACUGGUCGAAAGGAACAGGAGCACAGACCAUCGUGUGAGGGAGCGUUGGAAGGGGGAUCAGACUGGCCGCUUUGUAGAAAUCAUUCAAGUGAUGGUAGAGUGGCUGAGGGGGGGGGCUGACAGCAGGCGGGUCCUUGGCGGGCACGGGGAUGAUCCAGGCGAGGACGACGCCAAGGAGGGCGGCGUGAACGAUGUACCAGACCGCUCCCCGGGCCAGCACCACGCGCGCAUCAGCGACCGGAAGAACAUCAUUGAAAACCUGAGCGCCAAACACACCUGCUGCAUCCUUGCCACCAUGAGUAAGUUAGACAUGCACGACAGGCAGAUAUAUGAACAAUGUGUAAAAAACAUAAAAAAAAAAAUUCUUAAGAUGGAUUCAAGGUCCCUGACCAUGUACCUCCUUUACGUGAGCAAGUUCGGCUUGACCCCCGAUCGGUACAUAAGAACGCUCAUAUCAAAUAGCUUUAAAAUGGCACACCUCGAGGUGGGGAUGAAGACAAACGUGGUUGAUGCUAAGGCAAAGCAAAGCGAUCUCCUCAACAAGAUGUUCACUCUUUGCACGCAAUUACAAACGGAAGACGUGGUCAAUGCAGUUUAUAUCGUUAGAAGCCUCAUAAAGAAUGACCCAAACUACAGGGACAGCAUAUACGUUAUGUGUGCGUACUUGGAGGGGAUAUACGCGGGGGUUCAGCAAGGUAGAAAAGGGAAUCUAAAUGUUAGAAGUGGAUCUAGAAAUGGAACGCAGAGCAGAACCUCUUGCAGAGGACAAACGGACCAGAACAUCAUACAUAUAGGCGAGGCAGACGAUCCCAACGUCACCCCUCUGCUAAGCGGCCGCAAGCUGAACACACAAACGGCUUGCAUCCUCAUGAACACGCUGGCCUUCAUAAACACACAUGUGCGUUUGCCAAGUGAAAGAUACACCAAGAUUGUUUCUUACCUAUUACUCUUCUCCCUACGCUUCAUGUUUGACCGACUAAACCUGCGCCGGCCACUGCAGGAGCUCCUCUACGAAGAUACAUCCCACAUGAAAAGCAUGAAACAAAGCGUUGACAAAAAUGCUAGCCAAAAUUUUAGCGACGUAAAAGGGGUUGUUAAGAGGAAGAUCGACUCAGCGAGCAUCCGGCAGAUAAUCACAACCGUCCUCAUGAUAUUCCACUUGCGUUUGCUGAACCCGUUUUCCAAUUCCUCCCCCCAGUGGGAAGUGACAAAUUUGGCUAGCUACCCACUAAGGCUACUACAAUACGUGUACUUCUUUUUAAAAUUCAGCCCCAUCGCCCCUUUUGAAAAAUACACAUCGGUUUAUAACUCGGUUAGUAACAGGAGGAAGCUGACCAACUACUGCGGUGGGGGUUACUCCCACGUGGACCCAACUGGGUCGUCGAGUGAACUGCUCCCCUCCAUCUCAGAAGGCGAAAUUGGCAUCUACCAGACAGUCGCGUCGCUGCUGAAGCGGAAGGGCUGCGACGCCAACUGCACACUCUUGUCCACGUACGGCGUUUAUAUGUACUCUGUCGACGUGUUGAUUUUGCGCCAAGGCGUGGAGGGGAGGGACCGACUCGUGGUAGGAGAAUGA